UCAUCGUUCGAAUUCAUUCUAAUGAAUCUUUUAACAGAAAAUAAUGUUUGACCGAUCUGAAAGAAAUCUAAAGCCUCGACGUCUGAAAUUGUGCAUAUAAUUCUUUAUAUGUCUAUGCAUUAUAGAAGAAUACUUGACUUCACUAGAUAACUUUCAGAACGGCUGAAUAAAAAAAAAGAAAAGCUUUUGUAGUGUUCUAUAUAUUUUAAGAAAAAAACAACUAUUCAAUUCAUUUGUUUUUUUUUCUUUAUAAAGAAAAUGAAAAAGAUUCAAAUACUAUUGAUAAUGCAAAUUCACUAACAACAAAUAAAGAUUCAUCAAUAACAUCAAAUACAACAAAUACAGAUAAAGAUAAAAAACUUAAUCGUACACAAUUAGGUGCUUUUGGAAAUAAUCCAUCAAUGAUGAAAUUAUUCGAAUUAAUACGUACAUCAUAUCAAAUACAUAAAAGUUUAUUAAAUUCAUCUGAAAAUGAUCGUUUUGGACAAUUACUUUCAGCAACAUUAAUUAGUAUGAAAUCAGUUUUAAAUCUUGUUUCUAUACAAGAUUUGUCAAAACAUUUGGAAGAAACAAUUAAUUAUCUUAAAUCAACAUUUAGUGUUGACAAAAUAAAAACUAUUCAAUGUACACAAGAGUUUUUACUAAAUCUUCAUCAACUAGCAGCCAAUUCAUCGUCAUCUGCUGAAACAAAAUCUUCAAAUAUUGUUUCACAAAUACCAUUAAAUAAUUCUUUAACUAAUAUUCAUACAAUAACUAUUCGACAACCGAUGAUUUAUUUAUUUGGUUCACGUCAUGCAUCAAGUGUUAACAGUGAUCAAUCAAUAGAAAAUAGUGCAAUACGAGAUUUUUAUUUAACUAAAAAACAACAAAAAACAAUUGAAUAUUUAAAACGUCCACCAAAUCGAAUUGAACGUACAAAAAUAGGCAAUUAUAUUCGUUUAUUUGAACCAAUUGUUAUUCUUAGUCUUAAAAAAUAUGUUAAUUCAAAUGAAAGUGAUUUUCAAGCUGCUGUACUCGACUUACUUGUUCAAUUACUUUUAAUUCGUGUUAAUUAUAGUUUAUUAGAUGCUGAUGAACAUUUUCUUACUCAUAUAAUCAAUCAACUUGAAAUGAUUGAAGAAACUAUAGCAGGUUAUGAUGUUUCAUCAUAUUUUAUUUAUCGUAUUGCUGAAUUUCUUGUUAUGUUAUCACAUGAUACACUUCAUUCGAAACAAGUUAUUAAAGUACAAGAUUUAAUAAAACAUUGUGAUUUAUUAUUAGCAAGUGGACAUGAACCUGAAACACAUGCUUUAUCAGCAUUAGAACCAGUUGUAUAUGAUUUAUUUCUUGUUCGAGUUAAAACAGAUAAUAAAGAAUUAGAAGCACAACGUAUGGUCAUUGUUCAAACAUUACUUAAACUUGUUCGAUAUAAUAAAGUAAUAUGA
Rotaria sordida is the source of this 1424-nucleotide messenger RNA. The record is from the annotation of a GenBank genome assembly. NCBI's taxonomy places the organism in Eukaryota, Metazoa, Rotifera, Eurotatoria, Philodinida, Philodinidae.